This is a messenger RNA of Saprolegnia parasitica CBS 223.65, 243 nucleotides long. RefSeq lists its product as hypothetical. Bases 1 to 243 code for a protein of 80 amino acids. The record is from RefSeq and is a predicted model, not a curated record. The transcript has 2 exons. NCBI's taxonomy places the organism in Eukaryota, Oomycota, Saprolegniomycetes, Saprolegniales, Saprolegniaceae.
AUGGACACGCUCAACUUUAAGAUGCUGCAGCCGUCGACGACCUUCAACGAGGCCCACCGUGCGCUCUCCAACUUUCUCUGCAUUGGCUCGGACGAAGACACGCUCGACAUCAUCCAAGAGAUGAUGUUUAUGAAGAAGUCGUUCUCGAUCAAGCCGACGGUGGCGCUCUUCACGGCGCCCAAGGACAAGGCACUGACCAAGAAGAAGACGAUUCGGCAUAAAGAUGCCGCCGUGUCCGUGUAG